AUAUCCAUCACGUAAAUAUAAGUUGCUCUCUUUGGCUCCAAUAUUUGCAGUCUUGCCUGCCAAAUGUGAAUUAUAUAGAAAGAAUUCUCUCUUAAAAAAAUAAAAAAUAAAAAAGACCAAAAAGAAAAAAACAGAAUGCGCUCUUCGUGCAAGAUUGUUGUUGUGGUGAUUGGCCUCUUAGUAAGCUCUCUUCAUGUUCUUGUCGAAGCACAACUCACUCUCCCUCACCAGCAUCCAAACCCGGAAGCUGUUGUUCAAGAAGUUCGAAGGAGAGUGAACGAAUCGAUUAGUAGAAGGCAACUCCUCGGAUUGCAAGAAAAGGACCAAUGUGGGACCGGUAACCCAAUUGACGACUGCUGGCACUGCAACCCGAACUGGAGAAACGAUCCCCAGAUACUGGCUGAUUGUGCAAUCGGGUUCGGACACGAUGCUUUGGGCGGGAAGGGAGGCAGGAUAUAUUAUGUGACCGACCCCUCUGACAACGACCCUGUCAACCCUGCCCCGGGCACUCUCCGCUAUGGCGUGAUCCAGAGCGAACCCCUCUGGAUCCUCUUCUCGGGUAACAUGGUUAUCAAUCUUAAGUAUGAGCUAUUAGUCAGUAGCUUCAAGACCAUUGAUGGACGGGGACCGAGGGUGGAGAUAACAGGCAAAGGUUGCGUGAUCCUCGACUCUGUAUCAAACGUCAUAAUCCACAACAUCCACAUCCAUCACUGCAAGCCCUCUGGCAAUGCCAAGAUACGAACUAGUCCUGUUCAGAUAUCGGAGAGGGGCCAAUCGGACGGCGAUGGGAUAUCUGUCUAUGCUUCAUCAAAGAUCUGGAUCGAUCACUGCUCCCUGUCCUACUGCACAGAUGGCCUGAUUGAUGUUACCCGGGGGUCCACCGCCGUCACCAUAUCCAACAGCUUCUUCUCGCACCAUGAGAAGGUCAUGUUGCUAGGACAUAGUGACGAUUUCACAGCAGACUCAGGAAUGCAGGUCACCGUGGCAUUCAACCACUUUGGUGAAGACCUGGUCGAGAGGAUGCCGCGUUGUAGGCAUGGUUACUUUCAUGUUGUGAACAAUGACUACACCCAGUGGGGGAUGUACGCUGUUGGAGGAAGCGCUGCCCCGAUAAUAAACAGCCAGGGGAACCGGUACAUCGCGCCUCAAAAUGGCAACAAUAAGGAGGUUACCAAGAGGAUGGACACGGAUGAGAGCGAGUGGAGGAGAUGGAACUGGAGAUCCGAGGGAGACCUGAUGGUGAACGGUGCGUUCUUCGUCCCCUCUGGUGUCGAACUAAGUCCCCAGUUCACGGAGGCCACCAGUAUGGCUCCCUUUGCAGCCAAUGUCAUCGAGCAGCUGACCAUGAAUGUCGGUGUCACGGGUCUCCCUAGCAACGUCAAUCCUGGGAACGGCAUGCCUUCCAACCCCGGAGGAACCAGCCCAGGCGAGACCCCUCCCAGCCCAGGGUUAGUCGUCGGUGGCACGCCUCCCGUCACAGGAUACAGUCCUCCCAUCAUGGGCUACGGUGGGGGUGGGACCUAUGGCUAUUACCCAUGGGGCAACGGCGGCAACUAUGGCCCUCGGACGAGCAAUGCACCAAAAUCAACCUCAAUAGUUCUGAUCAUUCUAGUCGUCUCAACUUUGUACAGUGCAUUUAUCUUACUUUGAUGCCAAUAGCUUCAGUUUAGGGUCGUCAUAGGCGCAUUCUUACAUCUCCGUAAGUUUCUACCAAAGCCCCCUAAAGUCGGGAGGGGUUCAUUCUAUAGUCAAGAGGAGUUCGUUCUAUUUA
Molecule: messenger RNA, 1771 nt
Organism: Punica granatum (pomegranate)
Lineage: Eukaryota; Viridiplantae; Streptophyta; Magnoliopsida; Myrtales; Lythraceae
Source: RefSeq, a predicted model, not a curated record